Molecule: messenger RNA, 3017 nt
Organism: Hibiscus syriacus
Lineage: Eukaryota; Viridiplantae; Streptophyta; Magnoliopsida; Malvales; Malvaceae
Product: protein ALTERED PHOSPHATE STARVATION RESPONSE 1-like
Exons: 4
Coding region: 576-2786 (736 amino acids)
Source: RefSeq, a predicted model, not a curated record
UCUUUUUGCUCACUUCGCGAAUUGGUUGCCAGCAUUUGUCUUUAAAAGAUCUCUGCCAUGUCCACAAACCUCUUUCCUAUGAAAGAAAAAGGUUAGGGGAAUAGCUGCAUUGUUAAAUUAGCUAUUUCCAGGAAAUACACACCAAAGAAAGCAAUCUUCAUUCAUUGAAAUGGAUGGAGAUUUCAAUUCUUUUCAAGUCUAAAAGGCCAAAAGUGUAGCAAAAAGACAAGCUUGUUACUUUGUCUCACCUCUGGCAUACUCAUCUUCAUUCCCCCCCCCCCCCUAAUGGUUAAUCAGGUUUAUUUUAGUUAAACCUCUACUUGAAACCCAAAGCAUCUCCGUUAUCGAACACAAGGGCAGUGAGCCGAGUUGCGGCUUAGUUUUACUCUUGUUUUUUCAUUAUCUGAUGUGAUUCUCUGCAACUUUUCCGAGACACUUUUCUGUCACAGCCAAUACCUAGUCUUUUCUCAAGGGGUAACAGAAAACUUCUUUUCUUGUUAAAACGAGUGCAUUUGUUGUCUAAUCAAGAACACAACUUUAAAUUCCACAAAAGGAAUCACCUUUGGAUUUCAGAAAUGGGGUGUGCCACUUCAAAGAAAGAGGUUGAAGAUGGUGUGGUGUCACUGUGUAAAGAUAGAAAACGCCUCCUGAAAUUGGCUGUGGAGCGUAGGUAUGCUCUUGCAGAUGCUCAAUGUAAGUAUAAUCAGUCUCUCUAUGCGGUUGCAGCUGCCAUAAGACUGUUUGUAGCUAGGCAUUCCUCUCCUUCUUCUCCUUUCCUCAUCACUUUCCCAGCUACUGAGACCCCUAUGGCAAACUCCAUGUUCUUUCAGCAAAAACCCACCGAGCCCACCCAUGAGACCAUUCACUGUCAAUCCUCUCUUUCAACAGUUUUUCUCAAGAGAGGGGGUCAAUAUCAAGGACAAGAGGAAGGUCCAAGAACUGAACAAGGUAAAGAGGGUUGUCUUGAAUCCUCAGAAGAAGAGGAAGAAGAUGGGGUCAUUUGUGAGCAUUUUUAUGGUGAAGAGGCUCCACCAGCAAUACCAUCGCCAGAGAAGGAGUUUGCCUGGGAUUUCUUCAACCCUUUUGAUGAGGUGAGGACAAGGGCAGUGAGCAGCUUCAGUGACAGUUCUCAGGAGGAAUUGAGAGCGGUGAGAGAGAAAGAGGGAAUCCCUGACCUGGAAGAAGAAGGUGAGAGAAAGGUCGAGAAUGCAACAAAUGCUGAUCAUGAUGGUGAUGGGGAGAGUAAGAAUAAGAACAAGAGUACAAAUUUGAGUAAUGGUGAUGGCCAUGAUGCAAAUAUUUGCCAAGGUGAAAAGAAUAGUUUCAGAAUGAUUAAGACACCUACAGCUAGAAACGAGAGAGAGUUGUUGGAAGCUUUGAAGGAUGUUGAGGACCAUUUCCUUAGAGCUUAUGAAUCUGGUUUGGAUGUUUGUAGAAUGUUAGAGGCCAAUAGAGUUCAGCUGCAAUCUGGUUUGGAGGAAUUCAAAGAGAGCUCAAGUAAAAUUAUCCGGUCAAUUACUUCAAGCCGGUCGCCGCUAUCCCGAUCUUCGUCCUCCAAAAGCCUCGUUUCAUGCAGUUCCAGAAGUUCUUUUACAUGGACAGAGUUAAAGACUGAUAUGUUUGAUGAUUAUGGAGGAAUGGAAUCUGGAAGCCACUCACUGACUCUAGGAAGGUUGUAUGCUUGGGAAAAGAAACUCUAUGAGGAAGUGAAGGCAGCAGACCAGACCAGGAAAACUUACGACCAGAAAUGUUCUCAAAUGAGAAACCGCAUUGCUAAACGGGAUGGCCUCUUCUCCGGAGACAAAACAAGAGCUGAAGUGAAAGACUUGCAUAGCAGAAUCUUGGUUGCAAUACGAAGUGCCGAAACGAUCUCCGAAAGGAUUGAAAAACUGAGGGAUGAAGAGUUGCAGCCGCAACUUAUUGAGCUGCUACAUGGCCUAAUGAGGAACUGGAAGAUAAUGAUGGAAUUGCAUGAAACCCAAAACCGAAUCAUGUUUGAAGUUACCUCUUUCAACUGUCCUGCUUAUGGAAAGUUUUGUAACGACUCUCACCGGCUUGCUACACUUCAGCUUGUGGAAGAACUUCAUAAUUGGCGCUCUUGCUUUGCUGCAUAUUUAUCUGCACAGAAGGAAUACAUUGAAGCUCUCAGCGGGUGGCUUUCCAAGUUCAUUUCUCCUGAAGUAGAAUUACGCCCCAAGAAGAGGUCUUCCGUCCCAGCAUUAGCAGUCGAUGGACCACCAUUACUGGCAACUUGUCUUGAAUGGUUGGCUAGCUUGGAGAAGUUGCCGAAUGAAGCUGUUGUUCGGGCAUUGAAAAGCUUCGGAAAGGAUAUGCACGCACUUUGGGUUCAACAGGGUGAAGAACAAAAACAGAAGAGGAAGGUCGAUGGACUUGCCAAAGAACUUGAGAGGAAGGUCUUGGCAUUCCAGAGAACAGAGCAUAGGGUUCUCAGUUCAAAAUUAUCUGAGCAGGAAUUAGAAGUAAAUGUUCGGAGUCGGAUCGAGUAUUUGGCAGAACGGAAAAAUCUGUUGGAUACAUUCAGGAAAAGAGUAGAUACCGAGAAAUUAAAACACCAAACUGUCAUCGAAGAAACACAGCAGAUAACAGUGAAAGGAUUCCAAACAGGAUUUUAUUCGGUUUUUGAAUCCUUGGUUGAGUUUUCAAAGGCUUAUGUAAAAAUGUAUGCCGACCUCGUGACUCAUUGCGAAACUGCUAAGGCACCGGAGAAGGAAGAUGAAGGUGAACCAAGCUAUGUAGAUGAAAUGAGUUCUUAUCUAUGGGGUUGAAGUGACUGAGACAUGGAAAAGCCCGUAAAAGAAUCUGGUUAUAUAACACCUUAUGUUGCAUUUCUCACAUACGGAGUUUCAUAAAUAAGUCGCCCGAGCAGCUUGCUCGGGAAUCGUGUUUGUGGAAAGCUAUUGUAUUUGGAUGAUUGUAAGUAUUAAUGAUCUUAGUUUGAUGCUAAAGAGAGUUGCAUUUCAACAAUUUGUAACUGUUUGAGAUCAUUGUUUUUUCUU